UCAUAUUUUUUACCCUUAGUCAUAUUGAUUAUCAAGCUUACCAUUUUUGUACGAAUCCAAAAUGUGCUCCUUAGAGAAACGUGGAAACCUUUUCAUCCUCACCCUCACUGGCAAAAACGUCGUGCACAGGCUCAACCCCGAGGUCUUGAGCUCCAUCAUCUCAGCACUUUCACGAGCCAAGGCUGAGUCAACCCGUGGUUCAGCUCUUGUCACUGUGUCGCAUGGCAAGUUCUUCUGUAAUGGCUUCGACCUAGAUUGGGUCAAUGCCACCGGUUCCAAACAAGAAGCCCAACAACGCUUCGAUUACUCGCUCGACUGCCUCACGCAGCUCGUCCAAGCCUUCAUCUCCCUCCCCAUGCCAACUGUCGCCGCCGUCAAUGGUCAUGCCGCUGCUGCCGGCGUGGUAAUCCCCCUCUGUCAUGACUACGUGGUCAUGAGACGUGACAGAGGUGUGCUUUACGUGAACGAUUUGGAAAUGGGGCUUAAGAUUCCUGAACUGUACAUGGCAUUUUUUAGGGCCAAAACUUCGGGGUGGGCGCUACGUGAUUUGGUGUUGCGUGGGUUGAAGAUAAAGGGAGAGGAGUUGCUGAAAAUGGGGAUAGUGGACGCCGUUUACGACGGCGAGGAAGGAGUUACAAAUGCCGGAAUGAAGAUGGCCGAUAAUUUGGCCAGAAGGAAAUGGGAUGGUGAAGUUUACGCUGAAAUUAGAAAAGGGUUGUAUUCUGAAUUUUGUGGAAUGCUGGGAAUAGCUUCCAAAGCUAUUGGAACCCCAAAACUUUGAUUAACAUGUUAGUGCAUAAAAUUAACAAGGGAAGGAAGUGGUGGUUUGGAGGGCGGAUCACCCUUAGCCAUAUAGGUGAAGAGAGAGAGAGAGUGCCCCCAAUGACCCCACCCAUGAUCAAAUGUGAUUACUAGUGUGGGCCAAAGCCUCUUGGCGUAGCCACUGCUUAACGGUGUGGAAGGUAAGUUUCCUUAAGAUUAUUUCAUCAUAUUCACUUUUAGAAUUUCUUUUUUAUAUUUCGAUUUGAAUAUAUCUGGGAGUAUUUUAUGAAAAAUUAGUUUAUA
This is a messenger RNA of Gossypium raimondii (Peruvian cotton), 1065 nucleotides long. RefSeq names its product enoyl-CoA delta isomerase 2, peroxisomal. Gene Ontology annotation, biological process: fatty acid beta-oxidation. Gene Ontology annotation, cellular component: peroxisome. The record is from RefSeq and is a predicted model, not a curated record. Lineage: Eukaryota; Viridiplantae; Streptophyta; Magnoliopsida; Malvales; Malvaceae. Bases 62 to 781 code for a protein of 239 amino acids. Gene Ontology annotation, molecular function: enoyl-CoA hydratase activity; delta(3)-delta(2)-enoyl-CoA isomerase activity. The transcript has a single exon.